CCGUACCCAGUUUGAAAUCAUCAAUUUCACGGGUUCGUGGCCUACCACCUACAGCAGUGAAGCUUGCAAGCAUCUGAACCCUCGACCAGCCGUUCAAGAUGUUUCACAAGCUCAUACUGGCAUUGCCUCUUCUCUCGCUCACAUUCCUUGCCCUUGCCAGUCCACUGGAACAACGCGAAGCUGCACCAGGACUUAUCGAUGACUUACUGAAGGGGAUCCUGUCCCAAGUACAACAACUCAUCAAAGACGUACUCGCUGGUGUGAAGUCCGGUAUCGACAACGACAAGUCCAACAAGCCAGUCAUCUGCAUAUCAGCCAUUGACUCUUGCUGUGCCUGGUACGAUGUAUCAAAAGAGCUCACAAGUCUGUUCUUAGAAUCAGACGGCCAAUGCAACGACAACGCCCGUGCGGCAGUACGCCUUGGUUUCCACGACGCCGGAUCCUGGGACAAGAACUCACCCAAUGGCGGCGCUGAUGGUUCUCUUCUGAUGGACUUUGGCGAGGAAACACGACCAGAGAACAACGGUCUGCAAGGUAUUCGUCAGGUUCUUAAGGGUGUACAAACCAAAUAUAAAGUUGGAUACGCCGACCUUGUUCAAUACGCACACAACCACGCCACUAUUUCAUGCCCCAAGGGACCUCGCAUAAGAACCUUCGUUGGCCGUAAAGAUGCGACAAAAGCUGCACCCACUGGUUUGUUGCCAGAUGUCCACGACAGUGCAGACAACCUUAUCGCGCUCUUCCAAGCCAAAGGAUUCUCUGCCCACGACCUUGCCGCUCUCGUCGGCGCGCACGCAACAGCAAAGCAACGCUUUGUCGACACUGCCCAAGCCAACAAGCCCCUCGAUACUACUCCGGGAGUUUGGGAUGUAGAAUUCUACAAUGAUACGCUGCAGCAAGAGACCAAACCCAACGACAAGAUCUUCGUUCUUCCUUCCGACAAGGUGUUGAGCGUACACCCUAAGAUCAACGAUGAGUGGAAGUCCUUUGUUGGUGACCAGCCACACUGGAACGAAGACUAUGCGAAGGCAUAUAUCAGGAUGAGCUUGACAGGUGUGACAAACUUGAAGGAUCUGAGGGACUGCACGAGGACGCUGCCAGCGAGUAGGCCGAACUUUAUGAUCCCCAAAAAGCAGUAAGUGCAGAUGGUUUGACUUGAUUUGCGCUUUAAUACCCUUACUAUAGUAAUUAAUUAAUGAGACCAUGAAAUCAACAGCCACAAGG
Macroventuria anomochaeta is the source of this 1224-nucleotide messenger RNA. Its product is annotated as class II peroxidase. Bases 99 to 1139 code for a protein of 346 amino acids. The record is from RefSeq and is a predicted model, not a curated record. The transcript has 2 exons. Gene Ontology annotation, molecular function: peroxidase activity; heme binding. Lineage: Eukaryota; Fungi; Ascomycota; Dothideomycetes; Pleosporales; Didymellaceae. Gene Ontology annotation, biological process: response to reactive oxygen species; hydrogen peroxide catabolic process; cellular response to oxidative stress.